Protopolystoma xenopodis is the source of this 213-nucleotide messenger RNA. Lineage: Eukaryota; Metazoa; Platyhelminthes; Monogenea; Polystomatidea; Polystomatidae. The record is from the annotation of a GenBank genome assembly.
AUGCAGAGUGCAGGUGAUUCUCUCCAAGAGACUGAGACAGUCGAUCGGCGGGAUCCAGGCCUGGCUGACCGCCAGCGAGGGGGCCGUCAACGAGGCGUUGGCACAGAAACCGGACGGUCUGCGAUAGUUGACACGGCACUGGUUGUACUCGGGCGCUCCGGUGUUCAACCAUCUGCCCCGGCCACCGUUUCUGCUGCCGAGGCCUGUGGCUGA